UUGCGGGUCCAAUUGCUGGUGGUAUCUGUUGCACAGGUUGUUGUGCUCCUCUUGGAGCUGGUGCCGCUGCUUGUAUACCAUUAUGUGUGGCAACACUUGGUGGCAUGCCACCAUGCACAUUUUGUGCAGCCAUGUUUCUUGCACCAACACCAUAA
This is a messenger RNA of Adineta steineri, 155 nucleotides long. NCBI's taxonomy places the organism in Eukaryota, Metazoa, Rotifera, Eurotatoria, Adinetida, Adinetidae. The record is from the annotation of a GenBank genome assembly.